Austrofundulus limnaeus is the source of this 6046-nucleotide messenger RNA. RefSeq names its product AT-rich interactive domain 3A (gene arid3a). Lineage: Eukaryota; Metazoa; Chordata; Actinopteri; Cyprinodontiformes; Rivulidae. Gene Ontology annotation, cellular component: nucleus. The record is from RefSeq and is a predicted model, not a curated record. The transcript has 9 exons. Gene Ontology annotation, molecular function: DNA binding. Gene Ontology annotation, biological process: regulation of transcription by RNA polymerase II. The coding region runs from base 1054 to 2736 and encodes 560 amino acids.
UCAAAUGAAAUAGACGAUCUUUGAUUUUGAGUGACGCUGCUACUUUUUCUGUGGUGUUCAGAGUAUGAAAUCCUGCCGUGCGUUCGAGUCGGGUGUUUAUGUGGACGGACUCCGCGGUACCGGCUGCCUGACCGACAGAACACCGGUCCAAGCCCCAUUCUUUUUUUUCUUUUUUUUUUCUUUUUUUUAUCGUUCAUACCCACCCUUACACUUACCGACAUGCUCCGCUGCAGGGGGUGGGGAGGUGAGAGGGGGGUACGGCCCCUGCUGAAUCAGAGGUUAGGAAUUUGCAUCUGAUUGCUGUUUGUCAACCAAUGAUGUGACUGUGCAGAAGGCUGGAGAGUGUCUCCACGCCUCUCACGGUCUGUGUGUCUGCCUCCGAGCGACAGUCAAACUCUGAAAACACACAAUUCACCGAAUGCGUGGAUUUAUCAUGCAGCCAGUCACAUGAAACCACUUCAUUUUUAGCUGAUAAGACAACACGAGCCAGCUCUCCUUUUCAUCGAUUUGGUGCCUUUUUUUUUUUUUAAUUUGGUGUGUUUGUGUCCCCUCUGAUCUUGAGGGGGAGACCCUGGAUCCAAAAAAGACGGAGGAAAACAGGAAUGGGUCUUCCUGCUCCAAACUGUGUGAAAAUCGAAUUGAAGCCCAUCAUGUGGUCUUUGUAGUCUGUCAGAGAAGUUUUCACCUCGCACCUUCACCGCUCCUGCUCGCGCCUCGCUGAACACUGGAUGACUCAGCUCUGGCUUCAGCUUUGGAUUCCCCCUCACUUCCACAGAAAAACAUCGAAACCAGUUUGUCUUUUGUCUCCAGAGCUACCACCUGACGUUCGACUGCAUGUCUCAAAGCUCCUCCACUGUCUUGCCUCCCCCGCAUCUCCUCAAACUUUUCCACGUGACUCCAAACCUUCAGACGUUGCUCCGUCAAAGGCGCGGCUUUUAGUCGUUCCCCUCCCCCUCCCUGGUGAAAAGGUUUGAUCGUCGACCCCAGCUCGGGCUAACUUCGGCGGUGGGGGGGGAGGAAGGGCCGCUGAACGCAGUUCCGCUUUCCCCGGAGAUGAAGCUGCAGGCCGUCAUGGAGAACCUGCACAGGCAGCAGAGGGCCAAGCUGCUGAUGGAGCAGCAGCUGCAGCAGCAGGCCAUCGCCCAGCAUGCCCAGGUCCGCGCCGGGGACGACCCGAUGGAGAGCCAAGCCCCGGAGGGAGAGCAGGCGCAGAUGGCGGCCCUGGCGGCCAUGCGGGCGGCCGCCGCCGGCCUGCAGAGGGUCUCGGACAGCCCCAUGUCGAAGCGCAGCAGCGGCGGCGAGGAGGAGCACGACGACGACAACGACGACGGGGAGGAGCAGUACAAGGACAUGAUGGGCUCGGACGAGGAGGAGCAGAUCAGCAAACAGAAAUGGGACGAGGGCGACUUUGAAAGUGAGAUGGACGAAGACUACGACGACGACCUGGCCGAGGAAGGUCUGCCGACGGGUCACGACGCCGUGGCUCCCGGGAAGGGCAUCCUUCUGCUGCCCCACCGCCAGCUGCACCCCCACCCUCAGCUGCUGAAGGGCCGUCCCAACGUGGAGCAGGAGCCCCGGGUCGCCGUCCUGCCUCCCCACGCGCCCCACGGCCACCUGGGGGCGCAGGACCACGGAGAGUGGACCUACGAGGAGCAGUUCAGACAGCUCUACGAAUUGGACGGAGACCCCAAGAGGAAAGAGUUUCUGGAUGAYCUCUUCAGCUUCAUGCAGAAAAGAGGAACGCCUGUGAACCGUAUUCCCAUCAUGGCCAAGCAGGUCCUGGAUCUGUACAUGCUCUACAAGCUGGUGACGGAGAAGGGCGGCCUGGUGGAGGUCAUCAACAAGAAGCUGUGGAGGGAGAUCACCAAGGGACUCAACCUGCCUACCUCAAUCACCAGUGCAGCCUUCACCCUCCGCACUCAAUACAUGAAGUACCUGUACCCGUAUGAAUGUGACAAGAGAGGUCUGAGCAACCCCAACGAGCUUCAGGCGGCCAUCGACAGUAAUCGGCGGGAGGGCCGGCGACAGAGCUUCGGCAGCUCCCUCUUCACGUACUCGCCCAACGGGACGCCCACCAUGCUGUCCUCGCCCAAGGUCCCCACACCCAGUGUGGGGCUGGCAGUGGGCACCAACGGAGCCUCGCUGACCUCCAUCCAGAAGAUCAAGAAAGAAGAGGAGGGAGGCCAGCCGCUGCCGGGGGUGGGCAUGGCUCGUCUGCCCAUGGGGCCCAUGCCGAGCCACUCUGUGGCUGCCGCGCAGGCGGCAGCGGCCCAGGCGGCGAUGGCGGCUCAGGUGGCGGCUCUGGAGCAGCUGAGGGACAAACUGGAGGCAGGCGAGCCGCCGGAGAAGAAGAUGGCUCUGCCCGCCGAGGAGCACCACCGGCUGCUGCAGAGAGCCCUGCAACACAACCUGCUGGCCAUGACCGCUCAGAUUCCCAUGAACAUCCGCAUCAACAAUCAAGAUGGCAGACAAGACUCGGCUCUGAACCUCACCACUAACGGCACAAGCAGCAUCAGCAUGUCGGUGGAGCUCAAUGGAGUGGUGUACACUGGCGUUCUUUUUGCCCAGGCAGCAGCCGGGUUGGCCUCAUCCGGAGCGUCUGCAUCAUCCCUCUCCAACAAGCCGGUCAGCAGUCGCGUCGCUCCUCCUCCUCCCCCUCCUCCUCCUCCUCCUCCCCAGCAGCAGCAGCAGCACCAGAACACACCUACCUCAACCUCCAGCAACCCAUUGUCUUAACAAACUCCCAUCUGAUCCACUGUUUUUUGUUUUUGUUUUUUAAUAAUUACCACGCUAAGAAAAAGCCAAAAAAAAACAACCUCAUUUUUUACAUCAUCAAUGCCAAAACAAAAGAAAAAAAAAGAAGAGAAGAACCGUCAUCAGAACAGAAAGACAAACUGAAACUCAGCUCACUUGAAGUACACUAUCUCAGGUUUUCUCUCACAAACUCAUCUCUUUUUGUUCUUCAUCGCCAAAAGGAUUUAAAAAGAAAAUAUCCCAACUGAGAGCCAGUAUAUGCUAAACUUCUACGUAUGCACAACCUGUGAAUUAUUUAUUUCUGCAUAAAUGUACAGAUUAUUGGAGAACAACAAAGAAGGUAAUAACUAGGAAGGCUAAAGCAUUGUUUACACCCACAAACACAGCUACUGACUGACAAUGAUGUUAUGUCCUCCAGAGGAGAUAUCUUUUUUUUUUAUUUUAUCCUUUCAUUGUCAUUAUUAUUAUCUUUAUUGUUGUUAUUUUGUGUUUUAUCUUUGAAAUCUUUAACAAUCUUUUCACUGCAGGAAAAAAAUUAAUCUAUAUAUUUAGAAUUCUAUAAAAAGAAGUAUGAAUAUUCUCUAUUUUUAAUCAGAAAAGCUUUAAAAGUUAUGUGUUCUUUUUUGUUUUGUUUCUUCAGGGCAUAUAAUGUAUGGUUGUGACCUCAUUUUGUGUAAAAACAGAUAACCUUAUUCACAUGGCAGCCGUGGUGGGUUUCUGUGUGGGAGAACAAGUUUUUUUUUUUUUUAAGUGCAGGUUUUCGCUCUGGUUCUGUAGCGAGAGGUUUGCGUCACAUUAAUGUCACAGGGUCUGAAUCUGAAGGAUGGUUUUUGUUUUUGUUUUUGUAAAAUCACCUGUAAAACGUUUGAUCCCGGUCAGGCUCCGAGUGGCAGGCUUUCUGUACAUAUCUGUUUGAUUUGCCGUGUUUUGUUCUUCCCCAAAAAAAAAAAAAAAAAAAAMACGUGGCUGGUUUGAGUCUCAAAUCCACUCCCGUUUGUUGAUGUGAUGCCAGUUGAAAGGCGGUGAAAUGAGCGAAGUCACGUUUUCAUGAUUGUUCUCAGGUGUUUCUCGGCUUCCCGCUGUCGCUUAUUACACUGGACGGAGCAAAGCUUUCAACCUCUUUCUCUUUCUGCCUUUAUGUGGAGUGACUAUAUUAAAGAAGUAGUUCAGAUCUUUUGAAGUGGGAGGUUUGUGAACAGUUUUAUCUUGGCUCUUUGAAUGCCCUUGUCUGAUUGAAUCGAAAAACUAAAGUUUAGUCCAAGCAAGUGGAUUCCUACUGUCUUUUUAUAAAUACGCAAAAAACUUUUAGUGUUUUAGCCUCGUGUCUACAUGGAAACAGUGUUUUAGGAGCCCCAAAGUGGUAAUUUUUUAAAAUAUUUAAAUCAACUCUUUAAUUUAUACUUCCACAAGAUGUGAGACCGCAGAUCAUUACGUCAUUUAGAGUAUCUUUUUCUUACGGUUUAUACACGCGUAGAAGACGCUGGGGAUAAGUCAUCAUAAUCACUCCCAGUGUGGCACACGUAGCAUUUAGCUAACAGUAUAAACAACAACAGUAAUGUUAGGAUUGAUAGUGGGGGGGGGGGGGGGGUCACUCACUGUUGAUCAGACGUUGAAAGAGAGGCUUUUGUUGCCUUUUUUUUGUCUUGUUUGCCUCAGAGAUGGAAAGGUUACACAUUCCGUCUUGGUAAUUUGACAACAGGCCUCCGGCAGCUGACUAUUUCCAGAAAAAGAUGACGCGCAGAAGGAGGUGCUGUACUGCUCCGCAAACUCAAACGCGCCCACAAAGUUUUGACCAAUCGCACCGCAAGACACACUGGUCUGCAAGACAGUUCUGACUGGGCGUCGGCGGGAGAUAGCAGAUGGAAUUUAUGCAAUUUUUGUCACGCAAGACAUGAGAAGGGGAGUAUAAAUUAGUGUAGAUGGCUACAAUGCAACUUUUUGAAAAUGAUUGACACAACCCCAUCAUCUAAUCCAGUGGUUCCCAAGAUGCAUUUAACCAAUUAAAAAAAUAAUGAAUUGUUACAAACUUUUAUUUUAAAAAGGGUGGGAAAAAGAAUGGAGUUAUACAGAGUUUUAAUUAUUCAUACUUGUUUUGAUAAUUUUAUAUACAAACAAUAAAUGUAUAUUUUCUGAGCAGAUGUUGUUGAGAGUCGUACCCCCCCCCCCCACCACCACCACCCCACUACCGUGCUCUCUGCUCCAAUCUGUUCGACAAUCCGAGGGUCGUCGUCGUCAUUUUCUGUUUUAUGUUUCGCCUCCAUCAUGUAAGCUUUAUGUGCGUGCUACGCGCCUCGUUUCCUGUUUCUGGUGUGUUGUUGUGGCAGCGUAAUGGCGCCACCCUACWGGCCUGACAUGGUUACUACAGCAUUUUAGGACUUUGUUUCCAUGUGGAUGAGGAUGUUUCUAGAAACAAACUGAGGCCGUCCAAAGAACUCUCUGCAACACGUACGAUAUUUGUUCAUAAGCUUUCUACAGAACCUCACUUCAAAAGAUCAGAGCUAUCCCUUUAAGAUCAGAUUCACACAUCUGUUUGUAGAUGAAGGUCCUUCCAUUCAAAGUGAAGCGAUUAUUUUUCUGUAACUCCACUAAAUGCUUUUUAUUGUUUUUAUUGGUCACAUGGACAAUCAGCUGUCAGGAGAUGCGUUCAGAUCAUCUCUGAAUCACUGUCACAAUCAUUUUGUUGUUAUUUUCCGUUCGGCUUUGUGUUUUGCAUGACGUAGUGCUUCUUCUGAUCCAAGUGCUUCUUAUCUCGUGCUGUGGAGAUGGACAGGGUCGCCUGUUGAGAAUAUAGCAGAGAAUGUUUUUGUGAUUUAUUCUAUUCUUCAUCGAGCUGAGAGGUGAUCGUAGCGCUUUGUAUUUUGUGUCAGAUUUGGUGCAAAUUAAUGACAGAAGAGACGUUGCGUCUCUUGAGUUUUUUAAGGAGAUCAGUCUUCAGCUCUUUGAACUUUAACCCAUGUUACCUCUCUGGACUGUUAAAUAUUGUUACUCCCCCGCCCUCCUCCACCCCACAGCUGUGCCAAACAGCCUCGUCCCCGCUGACGUGAGGAAGUAAAUCAAGCUUUGUAUGUGGGUUCUGCUCUGAGGCCUUUAACACAGCGUGAGGUGACCGGAGAGCGAGCAGUACCUCCGUCUAAUCACUUUUUACUGUUCAGUCAAAUAUCGCCCAACGGCUGUCCCCGCUUUGAUUCUGUGCUGGCUUCACGGUGGGAGAUCGCCUCCAGCUGCUUGGCAAACACUGGUCACUUUGAAAAACAUACUUUUCAAACUCAAUAAAAAAGGCGCGCUGCUGUCA